AAUAUUCCUGAAGAAAGCUUGUAUGUGAAAUGUAACGGGCGACUGGUUAAUGAUGAAGAUGUAUUGCAGAAUGGAGCUGUUUAUAGUCUGGAACCAAGACUUUGCGGUGGAAAAGGAGGGUUUGGAUCUAUGCUGCGAGCACUCGGUGCUCAGAUUGAAAAGACAACGAAUAGAGAGGCUUGCCGCGAUCUCAGUGGAAGGCGACUUCGAGAUGUCAAUCACGAAAAAGCGAUGGCUGAAUGGGUGAAGCAGCAAGCAGAACGGGAAGCAGAAAAAGAGCAAAGGCGCUUGGAAAGGCUGCAGCGGAAACUUGCAGAGCCAAAGCACUUCUUCACAAAUCCAGACUACCAGCAGCAGUGUCAUGAAAUGGCUGAGCGACUAGAAGAUUCAGUCCUUAAAGGAUUGCAGGCCAGUUCAAGCAAAGCAGUGUCACCAGAAAGUGGCAAUAGUCGGAAGCGUCCAGGUGAAUCUGGAAAGAAUGGAACAAAAUCUGGAAAAAGAAAAUGUUUUUGGCUGGGAUUGGAAGGAUUCGAUGAUCCUGACAGUUCGGAUUGUGAGGAUGACAGUGAAGAUGAUUCCCCUCACACCUCUGAUGGAAGUUGUCCAUCAGGCAGCAGAUAUAAUGAAAAUGCUGGAAACUCCAAUGAAUGUUCAAGCAGCUCUGUGGAUUCAGUAGAGGAUAGUCCAUGUACCAGCACAACUGAGAAACCACCAGAGCAGCCAGAAGGUACUGGAAGAGAUCUGCAAGGUGACACAUACACAGGUGGGCAAACUGAAAUUCCAGCUGAAGAAAACAGUAAAAUAACAAAGCCCUUGAAGGAAGAGGCCCAAGAAAAGAAUGAAGUAACCCAAGCUCUGAAAGAAGAGGAGCAAGAAAAUGUUUCUUCUAAGGCACAGGAAACGAACCAGUUACGGAGCACAGAGGUGGAACCAAUAGACCUACUGGCGUUCAACUCUACUGCUGAACUGGAAGCCCUGGGUUUAGAUAAACUGAAGAUGGAAUUGAUGUCUUUAGGACUGAAAUGUGGAGGCACUUUAAAGGAAAGAGCAGCAAGGCUUUUUUCAGUGAGAGGUCUGUCUAGAGACCAGAUUGAUCCAGCCUUGUUUGCAAAGCCCUCUAAAGGGAAAAAAAAGUGA
This is a messenger RNA of Antrostomus carolinensis (chuck-will's-widow), 1137 nucleotides long. RefSeq names its product spliceosome associated SDE2 (gene SDE2). NCBI's taxonomy places the organism in Eukaryota, Metazoa, Chordata, Aves, Caprimulgiformes, Caprimulgidae. Gene Ontology annotation, cellular component: nucleus. The record is from RefSeq and is a predicted model, not a curated record. The annotation marks the transcript as partial. The transcript is spliced from 6 exons.